AUGCAGCACCCCAAUACAUAUGAUAUAUAUGCAAAAUAUAAUCCGCCAAAGUAUUACGCCAAUGGCUCUCCAAGAUUAGAACUUCGUUAUCUUCUCCGUCUACGUCAAAGUCUUAUUGACGAGAACCAUUAUAUCGUCCUGCAGUUCGAAAGCCAGUUGCAUCUAAUAAAGAUGCGAUUUGAAGUGCAGGUUUAUUCUUCACAGAGUUGCCUUGAGAUUAUGAUGUUUCAUAACAAGACCUCAGCCAAGAAUAUGUUGUGGAGAUUGAGCGAUAUUAACAAUAAAGAAGAAGAGUACAGUGACAUAGUUAAUUUCGGGGACGACGGGGAGCAUUUUAACCGUAACGAUGUAUUAAUUGAUGUUUUGGGUAUCGAAUCAGAUUUGCUCAACGUGAAUAUAGAUGGAGUAUUUAAUGAGAAUGGCCAGCGGAAGAAUUCAAAUAAUUCAGACACCAACCGUAAAGGAGUGAUAUCAGAUUCUGGAAAUAAUGAUAUUAGAAAUGCAUAUGGUGGUCACCAUGAUGAAGAUUUUAUUGAAGAAUUUCGUCAAAAGUUUAAGGAUCGGUUAACUGCCCAAUUGAAAAGCAUCGUCGAAUCAUCCAACAUUGGUAAUAUAAUGAAUGCUGAUGAUUUUAUUUCAAAAUUACUGGACGCAACAAUUGAAGAAUUGGAAAGAUAUCAUGAAGAAAAACAAGCAAGCGACCUCGUUAAUCCAGUUAAUGAAACUGGGGCGAAUAAUAAUACCAAUUUAUCAUCACCACAUCAAACCCCACCUAGAUCAAGAUCACUCAACCAGAUCUUAAAUCCUAUUCCCCAGGGUACACAACAAGAAUUCGUACCGCCUGUACCCCAUAUGGGACCACAGCCGCCAUAUCCAUCACAACUUACACAUCCUCCACAACUUCUACAUCCACCAUAUUCAUCCCGUACGUCACAUCCAUCACAUCCUCCACAUCUAACACAAGAGCAGCAGCCUCUAAAACCCUCACAACUUCUACAACCUCCGCAGCUACCACAAGAGCAGCAGCAACUACCUACACAACCACCACAACUAUCACAACCACCACAUUCACAAACUCUUAGUGUUUCAGAGACUCAAAAAAAUAAAGAACGUUCCACAAAGAUUCCUAUCUCCAAAAUUGUCAGCCAAAACGGUAAUUUCGAAGAUUAUUUGCAGAAAAGCAGAAACCCUCCGGCUAUUGAAUCUUGGAGCACUCCAGAAGCUGCCAAUGAUUAUAAUAAUAAUGGCUCCACCGUCAACAAUUAUAACUUUAAUGCUAACUCCACUUCGGAUUCAACAAGCAAGAAAAGACCAUAUUCAAUGCUUCGUAUAUCAUCAAUGUUGAAUUCUGACCCUGUGAAUGCACUAGAUGAGGAAGUUAAGGAAUUGGAGGAUUUCUUUACCAGCGAGGAGGAUGAUUAUGAGGAAAUAGAAGAGACAGGAACUCGGGAUACGGAAUCUUGGCGUGCUCCGGAUAAUUCAAGUUAUGGUGAUUAUGACGAUGAUGGCAAUACUACCUCAAACUCAUUAGGGAAGGAUCAAAAAUCAAUCGAUUCAGCGGCUGAUGAACCAGGUAAUUCAUCUACAACGGAUGGAAUUAGACCUUCUAAUCAAAUAAAUUCUAUUCCAUCAAUAAAUUCUAUUCCAUCAAUAAAUCCUAUUCCUUCAAUCAAUCCUAUCCGAUCAAUAAGUUCUAUUCGACCAAUAAGUUCUAUUCCAACAAUAAUGGAAGCUGGAAACGACAAUGGUAAAGGAAAUUUGCCCAUCAUUUCUACUCCACCAGCGUCGUCAUCUUCUAACAUUGACAUGCAGAAAGCCGCAGAAAAUGGGGAGCUUAGUUAUAUUACCGAAGAUGCGAGGGAUCCUCAAAAUAUUGUGGAAAUUGAUGGUAUUCAAGUGGCCAAUGGUCCGGAAUACCUUGAACUUAUUCCUAAAAAUUUCAAGCCUCGUUCAAGAAAGGACCCUAACAAGUAUUGUUCGACAACCAUACUCACUAAAGAUCCUUUGGAUCUUCGAUUAUGUCCAAUUUGUGGUCGGAAGUUUUAUAGAGCAGAACAUUUAAAGAGACAUUUGACCUCGGUGCAUAGCUUGGAGAAACCUUUUGAGUGUGACAGCUGCGGAAAGAAGUUCACUAGAAAAGAUAAUUUAAAUCAGCAUCAAAAGAGAAAACAUGGUAAAAUAAUAAGAAGAGAACCUAGAUCUAGAUCUAGAGGAACAGAAGGUCCAUUAACCACUCCCCCAUCAUCUUCAUCCUUUUCAUCAUUUCAACUUGAUCAAAAUUGA
This is a messenger RNA of Saccharomycopsis crataegensis, 2283 nucleotides long. RefSeq lists its product as uncharacterized. Bases 1 to 2283 code for a protein of 760 amino acids. The record is from RefSeq and is a predicted model, not a curated record. Lineage: Eukaryota; Fungi; Ascomycota; Saccharomycetes; Ascoideales; Saccharomycopsidaceae. The transcript has a single exon.